This is a messenger RNA of Neomonachus schauinslandi (Hawaiian monk seal), 1688 nucleotides long. It is a transcript of the gene MIPOL1, whose product is annotated as mirror-image polydactyly 1. The record is from RefSeq and is a predicted model, not a curated record. Bases 1 to 1302 code for a protein of 433 amino acids. The transcript is spliced from 11 exons. NCBI's taxonomy places the organism in Eukaryota, Metazoa, Chordata, Mammalia, Carnivora, Phocidae.
AUGGAGAUAGCCCAUAGUUAUCUUGAACAAGAGACUACAGGGAGAAAUAAAAGUACAGAGCCAGAUGAACAGCCAACUGUGAAUUCAAAGGAAGGCAUGCAGCAGAAAUCCAAUGAAUUAGUUAAUGAAGCCACCCAUGAGGACACAGAACUGCCAGGGCAGAGAUCAAGGAAUUUUCCUUAUCCAGGUGAUGAGACAGCUGACUGUACUACUAAAAAAUCCAACAUUAUGGAACAUAGAGAGAAUCAUUUGCAUUGUGAGUGUAUGAUCCCUUGUCAAGUUACUUCAGAUUUAGAUAAAGAGAAGAAAAUAGCAUUUCUUCUAAAAGAAUUGGAUAUUCUCAGAGCAAGCAAUAAAAAGCUUCAAGAAAAAUUGUAUAAAGAAGAUAAGGAACAGAGAAAACUAAAGCUUAAGCUGGAACUCCAGGAGAAAGCAACAGAAGCUCACAUUGCUGAAAAGACAGCAGCUCUGGUUGAAGAAGUGUAUUUUGCACAGAAGGAACGUGAUGAAGCUAUUAUGUCUCGACUGCGGUUAGCCAAUGAGGAGAGAGAUGAAGCAAUUGCACGAGCCGAGCAUAUGGAAAUGUCUCUAAAAGUGCUAGAAAAUAUUAACCCUGAAGAAAAUGACAUGACAUUACAGGAAUUACUGAACAGAAUAAACAAUGCAGACACAGGAAUAGCUAUUCAGAAGAAUGGAGCUGUAAUUGUGGAUAGAAUCUACAAGACCAAGGAAUGUAAAAAGAGAAUAACUGCAGAAGAAAUGAAUGCAGUGAUAGAAGAGCGGGAUGCUGCUUUGUCUCAGUGCAAACGGCUAGAGCAGGAGCUUCAUCAUCUGAAAGAGCAGAACCAGACUUCAGCAAACAACAUGAGACAUCUGACUGCUGAAAACAAUCAAGAACGUGCUCUGAAGGCAAAGUUGUUGGCUAUGCAACAAGCCAGAGAGACUGCAGUUCAACAGUACAAAAAACUAGAAGAAGAAAUCCAAACACUUCGAGUUUACUACAGUUUACACAAAUCUUUAUCCCAAGAAGAAAAUCUGAAGGAUCAGUUUAACCAUACCCUUAGUACUUAUGAAGAAGCUUUAAAAAAUAGAGAAAACAUUGUUUCCAUCACUCAACAACAGAAUGAGGAACUGUCUACCCAACUGCAGCAAGCUCUGACAGAUCGAGCAAACAUGGAAUUAGAGCUUCAGCAUGCCAUGGAGGCCUCCCAAGCGGCCAAUGACAAAGUGCAGAAGUUGGAAAGGCUGGUGGACGUCCUGAGGAAGAAGGUUGGAACAGGGACCAUGAGGACAGUGAUCUGACUGAAAAAACGGCAGUCUGGGGAAGCAAUCACAUCUGGUGACCAGGCUGCUUCAUUCAACACUGUGUAAACACUAAAGCCUUAACUUAGCAAACAGUUGUUAGAAGUGGGACACUCCAACCACAUUCCAAGCUGAGAUAAAAUCAAAUCACAAAUGUUUAACCACUUUGCUGCUGACUUAUUUAUCCAAAUGUAUUAACUACAGACUUUUACCAAUGAGUAGCUAUGAAGUUGCAGCCUAUUUUGUAACUAUUUUAUAUCUCACUGUAUUGAAUAUAAAUCUUUUUACCGAGAGACCAUUAUAGGUCAUAUCUUCACAAAUGGCCCUUUCUGAGUCAAAAUGCAGCAAAGUAAAUAUUGUCUAAACCUAAUCCACUGUGUUAGGUC